GCGCCUGGUGGUAGUAUUUGCCUCGGCCGUUCGGAGCGAAAUGGUCGUAAUUAUUAUCGAUUACGGUGCAGUGAAAGUACGGUUGGACGCUUUUCGAGUGAAAUGAUCCCACGGGUGCGUAGUAGUUGAGCAUUCCACCACUAUUACACGUUGGAUCGUCGUCGACGUCGUCGUCGUCACAAGCAAAACGGAAGGACGAUGAAGCAAACCGAACCCCCAAAACCUGCCCUAUGAAUAGUAUGCAAGACGUACUCAAAUACUCCUCGCGACAUUAGCGCUUGCUUGUGUGUGUGUGUGUGUGUGUGCUGGUGCGCAUCAUUCGGGUCAAGUUUUCGUACGUACGUACUGGCCGCUCGUGCCUUGCGUUCCUGUCAUCCCCCCAAGUUUUUUUUUGCAUUUCAUCUUCUCUAUCGCUCACAACCCGUACCGAUCAUCAUCCGGCGAAAAUGGGGGAAAAGUGUUAAAAAUGGGUCACGAAAUUAGUCGCCAUCGUGGUGCGGGGUCGGUCGUUCGGUCGGUCCGUGAAACAUACACAGAGGCAUCAUUACUCACCGUAAUGCGUUACUACAGGUUUAAAUAUCCGCUCCUCUCAGCUCUAACGUGUCUAGCAGUGUGUAAUUUGCGAAGUAAAGAAAUGUCCAAUUGGUGAGUUUGGUGUUGAAGUUCACCGUACGAAAAUAGUAGUGCUCGGAAGCACUAUGGAAAUGUGUGCAUGUGACGACGACAUGGUGGAUGGUUAGUUAGUCCCAGUUCCGGCGCAUGUGUUUAGUAACAAGCCUGGAAUGCUGCCAUCCCCCCGUUGGAUAUCGAUGAUCACCGAUGAUGAUGAUGACGCUGAUGAGUGUGUGUAAUUUGUGGAGAAAUUGUGAGAGAAGCAAUGGUUGUAAUUCUACGGCCCAGCGUACCGAAACACGCGCUCGAAAGUCAAUUUUGUUGGUAAAUCACUGCCACCAAAAGGAGCAGUAGGCUGGCUGGUCGUCUCUAUGGCGAAUUAGAUUUGUAUGUGGACGUGUGUGCGUGCGUGUGUGCGUGUGUGUAUGUUUUGGUGGGUUUAAAAAGAAGUACGUAACGUAAAGCAGGAAAAAAAAUCAUGUUUAGCUGUCUUUGGCAAUUAUGGGAUUGGAUUGAUCCGCCCACGUUUACGACGAUGGAGAGCAAAAAGUUGCAGCAGCUGCAACAAGCCAAUUCGCAUCUGGCGCCGAUGCCUCAGAUGAAGCCUCCGCAGGGUGGCGGUGGAUAUCAGCAUCCGCCACCACCGGGUGGCUACGACUACGGUGCGACGGCAGCAGCUCCCGGUCGUGCGACCAUGUUUCCACCGAAUGCAUCGCAGUACCAGAGCUAUGGUCAGCACGGUCAACACCCGUCUUCGCUACGGUCACCGUACUCGACCGGUAGCCCAAAGUCCUCGCUCAGCACCAACAGUGGUGCGCUCUACGGUGCGACAGAUGUUGGAGAUCUUUCGUCCACCAGCGGUGGACCAUCCUACCAUCUACCGGCCGGGCAGCAAGGAAUGCUUCUACCGCACCAGCAACAGUUUCGCAGCAACACUCUCGGCCCCGGUGGAGCAUACGGGUACGAUCAGCACCAGCAGCAGCUGUACCGUGUGAGCUCACCAUCGAGUGGAAGUGGAGGCGCAAGUGGCGAACGGGAACGAUUGUACCAAACGGCGCCGUUGGUGCGAUCUGGCAUCACUGGAAGCGGCGUUGGAACGCCACACUCGGUGACGAGCGGGAUGAGUUCGUCACAGAAUGCCCCAAUGUCGAAGCUGGAGCUACAGUUUCAACAGCUUCAGCGAGAAAAAAUACAACAACAGAUCAAAACGGCCACUGAAGCGAUUGCACAUCAGCAGCAAACGUUUGCCUUACGGCAGCAGCUGAACCCGCCAGUUCCAAACUAUCAUCUGAAGCAAAAUCUACUGCAGAAUCUCUCCCAGCACCACCAGCAACAAAUUCAACAGCAGCAGCAGCAACAGCCAUCGCCCCAAACUCAGUUGCAGGUUCAUAAGCAUCCGCAGUAUUCUGCUCAGCAGCAACAGCAGCAGCAGCAAAAGCAGCUAGUGCAGCAGCAUCAGCAGAAGCAACAGCAACAGCAAAAGCAACACCAUCAGCAGAUGCAACAUGCCAUGAAGCAGCAGCAGCAAAUGCAGCAGCAACAGCAACAACUGCAGCAGCAACAACAGCAGGCACGAUAUACUUCGAGCGGAUCACAGAACCGCAAUGCACCGCCAUCUAGCCUGAAUCUUAUGAACCACUGUCAACCGGUAGCUAGCGAAACUGAUAAGAUAAUGCGCUCGCACGUGCCAUCCUACCAUGGGACAGUGAACGAUGCGAGUGGUGGUGCGGGCAUCGGGUUGUAUGGCGAGGAAGAAUCUUUAUACCACCAAAAGGGUGGCUAUCAGCAGGGCGGAAUAGCUUCUCCACCAGGUGCAAGCAGCGAAAUCAUCAUCCAGCAAAACAUUCCAGGACAGGUGGUUAACCAGGCUUGUCAGACACAGAUCAGUUCGAUGCUGUUGGCCGGGAACGGUGGCGGUGCUGCUCCACAACAACAACAGCAACAACAGCAGCAGGUCAAAUCGUCACCGUCAGACACACUCUCAAGUCCUUCGCAUGAUUCCAGCGAGCGCCGGCGUGGUGGUGGUGGUGGUGGUGGACAGCAGCACACACUAAAGUCUCCCGUCACCAAGCGGCCGGCUAAUGCGCCCGUUGCGUUGUCCGGCUGGCUGUAUAAGCAGGGUUCCGAUGGGCUGAAGGUAUGGCGCCGGCGCUGGUUUGUGCUGUCCGAGUACGUGCUGUACUACUACAAGGGUCAAGAGGAGGAAAAGCUGCUGGGAACCGUGCUGCUUCCAUCGUACAAGGUAUCCGCCUGUUUUCCGGAGGACAAAAUCUACCGCAAGUUUGCGUUCAAAUGUGAGCAUGCGAACAUGCGCACGUUCGUGUUUGCGGCGGAGAACGGUGAAUCCAUGAGCCAGUGGGUACGGGCGUUGACGUUAGCCACGAUGAUGAUACAGCAUGUGGGUCCCGAGCAGGAGGGAACCCAGCAGCAGCAGCAGCAGCAGCAGCAGCAGUACAGCAAUAACCAGGCAAACAGCAGUGGAAAUAGCGGCGAACUUUUGUCCAGCGACUCGAGCGGUACCGGUGGCCCCCAGUCGCAGGGUUCGAACGAUACCAUGAAACUUAUUCAGCAAGCGAGCGGCAACGGAAGUAGCAGUAGCAGCGGGGCAGGUGCCGCCGGGCUUAACGAUAGUAUGUCGUUACCGCAGCCACUGUACGCGAAUGCACCGCCCAAGCCGCGAAGGGUUAACGAUGCAGGUUAUUCUUCACCUAGCCCCGAACACACGUUUAUGCCGGAUCGUUACGAGCAAAUGGUGCAACAUCAGCAAAUGCUUUUCCCAGGAACAGCACCCGGUGCCCAGCCCGGCGGUGGAAUGGCGGUGGGAAACAACCGGACGCCGACUGCUUUAACGGCUCAGGCGAUCUACGGUGAUCCGAAACGGAUCGAGCGGGAUUUGUACAUUCAAAAGCUUAUUGAGCAGCAGCAACAACAGCAGCAAUUGAAUGCUUCCAAACAGCAGCAGCAGCAGCAGCAGCAACAGCAACAGCAACAGCAACAACAACAACUUGGAAUGCAGUCAUCGCCCCUGCAUGGCCAGAAGCUGCGAAGUGCGCCCGGAGCCGGAACGAAUCCAUUUCUGUACCCUAGUAAUGAUCGCCGCACUCCGGAUACGUACGGGCCGCCAAAUGCAGCGAUCGAUCCCAAGCACAUGUCCGACUAUGAGGACAUCUAUAACUUAACCAUGCUGUCGAAAUCGCUACCAUCGAACACGGCUGGCCCGAUGGAGGGGAUGAUCGGGGAGGGGGGUGUGGCAGGUGGGACAAGCUAUAAACGACCAUCCAGUCCACUGCGCUACGACAGUAAUGGAGCAUUUCCUCCGUACAUGGGAAACUCAUUGUACAAUGCCGGUCAAUUUGAGCAUACGUUAGCCGCAGGUGCUGCACCGUUACCGCAGCACGUUCAGAUGCGUGCCCGACCUAUUCCACCAACCAUUCCUAGGCCACAUUCUGCCGACUUUUUGGAUUAUGAAGCAAGGCAUCCCAUUAGCCAGACGAUCAGCGGCACUAAUGACGAACCGAGCCCGGUACAUCGCACUCCGCGGCCCAAGUCCAGCCUGGACAUUAACCGAACGCCCGAUCACUAUUACUAUUCUGAGGCGAGCUAUGCGGAGAAGAUGCGGCUGCAAAGCGCAUCGUACCUGCAGCGGGCAAACAACUCCGGUACUGGUGCAUCGCGCAAGCAACGAUCCGACGAACUACAAGGAUUGUUCGCCGGCGGAACGAUGCCCCGAGAAGGAUUGUACCGCAGUGGCAGUGGUAAGAUCAUGCCAGCGCAACAGCAGCAACAGGUGGAGGAUUAUGCCAUAGGGUCACAAAGUAUGCCCCGCCCCUCUGCUACUGACCGUGCCGGGGGAAACAGUCGUCCGACUGUGAGUAGCUUGAAGAAACAAGGAAGUGGAUCCUCGCUGCAACAGCAGCAGGAGCAAUUCGCACGCUCAGCAAGCGCCCGGUUGCCUCGCAAAGAGGAAGAUUCAUCCGCCCGGGAUGGUGAACGCAAACGGGAAGAAUCAAUGAAGCGGCUGCUCGAAUGGAAGCAACGUAUGUUGCAAUCGCCUCUGACGAAAAAAAUCGCUAGCCAACAUUCGGCCACCAUGGCUUCGGCCGAAUCGCUUAAUCCAGGCUCCUCCACUGCAAGCGACCGGCGGCGGCAGGAGGAUAUCUAUGGCAUGAAGUCGGAAGAUUCUCUUCUUCGCGCCGAUUACUACGGUGCGACGUAUGAACGGCAAUCGAUCGGCGAUCUGACCGGGAUUGGGGCGGCAUCCGCUAGAAAGCAUGGUGGCAGUGUGGCCAACAUUGCCCAAACAUCGGCGUACGGCAGUGAGGUGAAGCUGAACGGUGAUUACAACAGCUACUCGUCGGAUGAUGAAGCCUCGAUAUCGGUGAGAAAUGUGUACAACCUUCCGAAGGUAGCACUGACGGUUAAACCGGACCCCUCGGAUCCCAACUAUCUGCAGACGAAGGAAGGAGUAACGCCGGGCAGUUUCUACGAUGCUGGCAUGAUGCUGGGUUCCUCGGACUAUUAUGGCAGCGAGAAGUACAUACGGCCCGACAUAAGCUUCGAAUCGACGCACGAUCUGUACACGCAAGCCCAGCUCCAACGGGCCCAGGAAUUGAAUCUGCAGCAGCACUACCAGCUGCAAAACAUUGAUCGCAGCCUGGCAACGAUGCAGGAACAGCAACAUCAGGACGCUUCGCCACUGUCGCCGAUGAGAGGUGGACUGGAGACGAAAUGGUCAACCACUCCUACUGCUGGUGGUAGCGACACGGGCGGAUAUAUGAAUGGUCGGCUCAAGCACGAUUCGUCUAACGAAAGGCUGGAUUCAAAGCCUUUGGAUGUAUCUGCUGGCGACUUGCUAAAUCGAACGCACGAAGAGUUGAUUCUUCUGUUAAUCCAGUUGCGACGUCAAAACAGCCAAACGGCACGAUCCAUUGAGCAGUGCUGCACGAAUAUUCACGAAUUACAGAAUCUAAUCCGAACUGCGGAAGGAAACCGGAAAGCGGAUAGUUUGGCCAGAUUGGACGCUCUUAAGCAGCAAUUGACGGAGCUUGAAAAGCAGUACGAAAAGGAGAAGCCUUUGAUCAAUUUGGUUGACAACAUGGUUAAGCUGGGAAGCUUGUACCGUGGACCGAUUGGUGGCAAAAAACAGCUCCAGUCACCCGAGUCUGCCACGCUCGAUCGGCUGGAGUUCAACCAGAGAAUGCAAGAGCGCCGACUGUUGCAGGAAGAACAGCGGCAAUGGGAUCGUACCAGCCCGAACCACGUGGAGUUGCAGUCGAAAGUGCAACAGUUGUAUCAGAUUGACAAAUUGAUGCAGGAAGAGUCGGGUACGCUGCAAGCGUUGCAAAGGGAUAAGGAGAAUCUGGAGAAAGCCCUCGCUACUUUGAAAACGAAGGUCCUGAAUCGCGAAAGUGGCAACCUGCCAAUGGCGAUGGAUACGGCCAGACAACAGCAGCACACGCUGGAGCGUGAAUUGACGCGGGUGCAUCAGUUACUAGCGGCUAACUCAAAGAAACUGGAGAAAACGGUUUCGACGAACGCGCGAUUGGAGCAGGAACUGCUGGUAUUGCGGCAAAAGCUUCAAGCCACUCGCGAGCAUCGUUCGAUGCAUUCUGUGUUUGAUUCGGCAUCAGCAAUGGAUAACCAAUACACGCCCGGCUCGGUAACUGCUGUGCUUGAAUCCGAACUAAAGCGCGCAAAGCUGCUGGUAGGCGAUAUGCAACGUCAGCGACAGGAGCUUGGACAAGCCGUGCGCCAACUAACGUCCUACGGCGCAAGCGAUAACAGUGGUUCCCAACUGAUGGACCGUCUUCAGAGCGAUGAGCAGCAGCAUUCGCAACUGCAACAAGAACACCAGCACCAGCGAGACCCACAAUCGAAUGGAUCGAAGCAUAAACGAAGCUAUUCAUCGUCCUGGGUAGAGACGGAUCUGGAUUCGAUGGCGGGCAAAGAAUCGGCAGCAGCAAGCUCGCACGCCCAUCGGGCCCUGUCCUCUUCCUCAUCGAGCGUGCUGACGAUCGAUGACGAGAUGCAAAACCUGUUCCUUCCAAGCAGUCGCACCAAAGAUCCGAUGGAAGGCAUGGAAUCGAUGGAAGAGCUGUACUCAGCCGGCUCUGCCUACAACUAUGGCAGUGGUAUGAUGAAUGCCGUCGACAAGCAGGAAAUUAAAACGGUUCGCAUCGUGAAGCGGGAGUCGGAGCGCCGAACGCGAGAUAAGGAAAAGAACGAUCGUAACCUUGCCCUGAGCCUGGAUCAGGUGCUGGAGGAGGAAGCACAGCUGAUGGAGGACUACCAGCGUUCAAAAUCGUUACCAAGAGGGUACGAAACGCACGAGCUGUUUGUGCAGAGCCACGAUGCGCUCGGCGCUGGUUCCGGUGCUGAUGGUGUCAUGGGAGGCGCAGCAACUUCGAUGGACGGCAGUAGGAUGAUGAUCGAUUACUAUAGCAGCGUAGUUGCGUCGGCGAAUGGAAACAGUUACCCGGUUUCGUUGAUCGAUCGUCAGGCCGAUCUUUACACGGGCCACUUCGAGACGGGAUUGCAAUCGAAAUACAUCACCAACGACAACAUGAGCAACGGUGGAAGCGGGGGCAGAUCUUCGGGCAUGAUGAGCAAUUCGUAUCAGGCCAAUUCCUAUCUUACCAGCGGCGGCAGUUCGGGCGUUGGUGCAACCGCGCUAGGAGGUUUGAAACGAAAAACAGAAUCUAUUCAAAGCCUCACCAACACCGACGCGGAGCUAGAUCCCGUAUUCCAGAGCGAGGCCGCAAAGCAAAUCAUCAACGAGAUGGCGACUGGAGCGAGUAUGUCGGUGGGUGAAAAUAGUGGCGAAUCGUCGGGCAGUGGCGAGAAUAAAGCUCCCACUAGCAAAGACGAGCAGCAGUACCAGCAACAGCAACGCCAGCAAGCGCAGCAAAACCGGCAGCGCCGGGCAGUGCCGAAGGAAAAACGACGGCAUCACACGGCUCCCCACCACGUGAACGCCAAAUCGAUCGAACUGAUGCACAGCGAAAAUGAUAUGAACAAAAAUAACGUCAAUUGGCGAGCGCGUGAUGAUGUGGAUCUGGAGGUGACGAUACGGCCACGCUCAAACGCACCGGACGUGGUGCGGUCGGCGCUUGGACCACGGGAAAAGAUUUCCGAACAUACCAUCGACAAAUUGCUGGCAGCGCCGAGCAAGAUUCUCAUUCCAGAACGGUACGUGCCGGAACAGACGCCCGAGCUGUCUCCAGAGGAGAAGCGUCGGCGCCAGGAAAAAGUGGAAGCUAUCAAGAAGAUGCUUUCGGACACGCCGAUUGGCGGUGGUGCUGGCACUAACGAAACCGGAACCAAUCCCGUCGUUCCCAAUGCGGAAAAGAAGCAGCGCGAACAUCUCAUCCAACUCAACCAAAUCCUCGCACAGCAAGUGAUGCAAAUGAGCAAGAUUGUGGCAGAGGAUAAACCGGCGAGCUAUGGCAUGAGCGACAUGCGAAAAGAAAACUCGUCAGCCGUACUGCCGUCUAAGAUAAAAAGGAAGGGAAUUGCACAGUUCGGAGCCAAUCCAUCCGGCAGCAAGACGAACGUCGAAAAGGAUCACUAUGAAUCGGAUCUGGAAGACUACGAUACGGAUUCGCCGGCCGAACCGCUCCCACUGUACCAGCAGCGUGAAAACUACUUUACCUAAGAUGAUGAUGAACAGCUGCUUGACGACAUCCGUCCGUGUCUUAUUGCGUCAGUGUAGCGGGAAGAUAUUCCCUUCCGUUGCCCAAACAAGGGUAGAAAAGGCUACGAAUAGCGCGCAAUGGUAUGUAACAUGAAUUGUUAUUAGCAGUGAACUCGUUCGCCGUGGAGAUUGAUAGUAUCGGUUCUUCCAAAAGCAUCAUCAUCAUCAUCAUCGUCAUGCAUUCGCGAUGCAGUCGUGCUGCUCUAGUUGCUUUAGAUAGGAGAACAAAAGCAUGCAAUCGACACUCAGCAACUGAAGGGGAGGUUUUGGAAGUAAUGUUAAAACGAUACCGAAUAUCGAAUAUUGACUGUUAUGCAAAUGAGUUCAUCAAAAAUCAGUUGCCUUUGUUCCUUAGAAGGGUACGAUUGGGAAAAUGUGCUUCAUAAUCAUCACUUACACCUUUUACAGGGUUUCUCAGACCAGUUUAACAUUGUAACACUAUAUGUCAACGGCAUGGAAUGCUAAUCCGACGUCGUAUAUUCAAUCCAAUCUUGUUAACCCUUUUCAACUCGGGAAAACUGACUUUCAACUCUAUAAAAUCCCUACUCGACUUGGUUUCUCACUAAAAUCCCCGUAUCAUUUCAAUGGUCGAGGGGAUUGUAACACCGAUCUUCCCACGUUAGGGAUAAAAUCUGUUCCGGACCGCUUCCCAGCAGGCAGGGCUGACUAUCCAGCUGCAUAAUUGCAUAGUUUGAAGUUGGAUUAGCGUUUCAUCCUGUUGAUAUUCAGUGUUAGUAGUGUUGGGUCAAGUGGCUCUUUUUAAAGAGGAGAAGGUCCCGGUAGCUCCGCACUCACUGAGGGCAAAUAGGUCGGAGAGUGCGAAGAGCUACCUACAAGAGCAGCUACCUACAAGGCCUCUACCCAACACUAAGUGUUACAAUAUUGAACUGGCCGGAGAAACCCUGUACGCAGUAUAUGACAGUUUUACAACACACAAACAGUGUAUAAAAUACAUACUAUUUAUACAAGUCCCAGUGCGUAGGAAACGUUCUCGUGUUUCCUUUACUUGGCACACCAUUACGGAUGAGUUUCAGUUGCAUGGAGAAUGGUAUGAAAUGUAUCAGAGCAUUACCAAGUGGAACUAAACGAAGGCAUUCAUUCCACAGGUUUCCUAUCCUAACAAGAGAAAACAAAGACUUCUGGUUAGUGAAUAUCAAUAGCUAAGAGUUUUGAGGUAGAAGAAGCUAACUGAACUAAACUAAAGUUUUACUGCUCCACUAGUUGCUGAUACAGAUACAGUAAUACCGUACUUCCAUCAAACUUAACAACAUUUUUACAAGCGCUUUGCGGAAUGUGCAUUCAUGCUAACAAACAAACGAAAAGCUUUAUAGCAAAGUAAUUGUUGCGGUACAGGGUUUGCGCUGGCAGCCUUACUUGCAAAGAGCCAUCCUUUAUCUCUAUAUUCAUACAAAAGCUACAAUUGCUUGCUAGGCCCACCCGCUAGGAAUCAUUUUAAUGCCCGCGAUGCUUUUCCGAAAUAUUUUAUUUUCUAAACGAAUGCGCCCCGUUUUUUUAAAUGAUGAGAAUAUCAACGAAUUGAAACAAAACGACGCGGUAUAAGAGCGUUGCGAUUUUUACAACAUAACUAACAUUGCAUGAAUUGCAUACAACAACAGGGAGGACCGCGAACGUAGCUAAUCGGAUUACAUACGAAUUAUACCUGGUAGUGGUAGAACUUACUAUACUAAACGCGUUGUUGUACAUACUUAAAACAUUAGUCUAAAGCUAAAAUCCAAUAUAUGAACCAGACGCAUAUACCCUUCGAAUCCUGAGUCGCAUAUGACACAUAUACAACACAGAGCUUUUAUGGGAAGGUUGCUGCUCGGUCGGCUUAGUAGAAGAACCACACACGCACUUACACCACACCCACUAGCAGCAUUAAAAGGCACUAACUAUUUAAUGGUCGAAUUAAAUCAUUUUCCAUCAUAUCAAUACACACGUGAACGGCUCAAUGUUCUGCGAUCUGAGCCACCACCACUAUUAAGUGUGCGUGCAGCUUUAGCUGCAUCAUUCAUAUCAUUCAUAUCUCAUGCGAACAGAAAUAUUCGAUUAGCGGGUAUUGCCGACCGAAAGUUGUCGUCUCACUAGAAUUGCUCAAAAAGCUAGACUUAAGCACGUGAUUUGUUGCACUACCACGAAGAGAGUCAUGCAAGCGCGGUCAAUUAGUAAGGUGCGCGAUCGUACAUCGUGCUUGUUAUAUAGUUUAAAGCAUAAUUUAAUUUAAAAAAGACAGGGGGAAACACAUAGUAUAAACCACAGUACCGGUACGCAAUAUUCGGCACAUGUAGUGUGAAUCGGCAUCAGGGCAUAUGUUUUACAAGCAUACCGUAUGAUUGUGUUGUGUGCAAAAAACGGGCUCGAAACAAAGCUAUAAAAAAACAGAUACGUACAUAUAAGAUAAUGGAAUGCAAAUUUGCGCCCCCCACGUGUUUAUCAGCGCCUAGUAGCUUUAUCAUUAACAUUCCCAUGCAGUCACAUUAUAAAGCUGCGUAAAGCAGUUGUAGUACAUGAUAAUCCUGUUUGCACCUGAAAUUUUAAUCCACAGUAAGAAUCAACCAUGAGACAGAUACAGAUGCUAUUGUGAGGCGCAAAGGGCAUGUUGCCGCACUAGCAAUCAGACUAACCAUGUAGAUGCAUUUUACAACUGUUUGCUCAGUCAAUUUCGAAACAAUUCAAAGCAGUGUUUUUCAAUCGAUAAUGUAAAAGCACCGAUCGUUUUUGUAGGUUCCUUAGAUGAGGCUGCAGAUGACUGGGGGAAUCAAUUUCCUUUCAUUGAGAAAAUUACCAGAUGAUAUUGUAAUCGAAGCCGAUUAUAUUGUACACGGCCUGUCAGCGCUCGAGCAAGUGCGUAACUUACAGGUAUAGACAGUUGAAGCCGUUCCCAUGUCAACCAGCAACUCGAUUACCAUUUCAUCUAAGUAGCCUUCAAAAAACAUCGAUGCUUUUACAUUCGCAACUGAAGAACCCUGUACAAAAAGGGAACCAGUUUUGCUUGAGGUUUGGAGAAGGUACCGGAGAUGGUGAAGAGACGCUGAAAUUACCAGUAUUCAAUUAAAAAGUGGCAAUUAAACCUUCGACACAUGCGCUCCUCCAGACGGUUAGGAGGCGUCGCGAUCCUUUCGUUGCCUUUCUCUCAUAAGUUUAGUUAAUUAAGAGAUUCAUUUUUUUCAUUCACCACCACAAACAUACGGGUGAGUGUGUGUGUGUAUACGCAGUGCAGUGUAGUAAAUUGUUAAUUGUAAAGCAAAAAACAAACACCAAUCAACCAACUUGCUAUUCGGAACAUAACCUAAGCUGCCAUAAGAAAAUGUUAUCUACUUGUGUAUUAGACGUUUGUUUUUUAUUAUGCCUUUUAUUUAAAGAAUUUAAAAAUUUAAAAGCAAACAAAAAUCCUGCAACACGGCAAAGGAUGUUUAGACCCAGUUAGAGAUAGCUAAACAAUCUGUGGGCAAAAAGUACAAUUUUUAAGACAACACUUUUUUAAAGACAUUGCGCCAUAUAUGAAAAAACACACAUUUAAUUUAUUGUAGCCAUGUUUUGUAAGCAUUAAUGUUUUUCUUUUAUUAUUUUGGGUUCAAACGAUGAUGUGAUGUUGGGGUGGUGGAAAGCCUUCAUCGAUCGAGAGAGAAAGAGAGAGAGAGGUUUAGGUUAGAUAUCAUCAUUUAUCUAAAAGAUAGUAAACUAAAGACGGUUCCGGUUGACGACCCCUUCGUUCCUUUCGCUGCAGUUUGCCAUAUUGAGGAAGUAGUUGGGCGACAGCAGUUUACAGUUUAUCUGCUGCGAGACACGAAUGUCCAGCCAUGAAUGAAUGGAUCCGUCUUACCAUUUACCUCAAACCAGAGUCCGGGUAGGAGACGCGUGUGAUGGUAUGGUGGUGGUACGCAUAUGGAAUCUAAGUACAACAACAACAGUCCCGGUUUUGUUAAUUAUUUGUGCUUAAUAGACGCAAGUUGGAAAGAGUAAUAGUUUAAGUACGAAUCAGUUUUCGUGGAUUUAAAUUCGGAAAGCAAAUUAAAUGUUUUGUUUGUUUGUUUGUUUUUUUUUUCAACCAAGUAACUAUAGUAUGGAAUAUCCGACCCACUCACACACACACACAUAGGGACGGUACCAAUAUAUAAGCCGACAGCAAGUACAGAUACACCUUAAAUCAUAAAUCGUUACAGGCACUAGCAACAAUAGUGAAUUUCAUUGUAGAGUAGUUACAAUCCUCGUUAUUCCCCGUUUAUGUUUCUACACGUUUACCAAAACAAUCGUAACGUAACGAACGGAAAAAGCUUCAAUUAUGCUGAACAAUAACAACAAAACGACAACAAAUAUACGAUGCUGAUGUUGACACAAGCGGGACGGGAUAACGCAUCAGAGUAGGUAGCACGUAAGAUGUUAAAUUAUUAUUAUCAUACAUACCAAUCCAUACGAGUAAGCGGCUAUCAUUAUCGUUACUGAACGAGCGCGAACUGUACAAUAAUCCAUCGACGCCACAAUCGAUUACACCACACAACCGAGCGUGUUAGCCAACUUCCUGACGAGCGAACAUGUACGAAAAGGAAGGAAGCUCAGUAAAGUGCAAAAUAUAAAUAAAGCAAGCAAAAGCAUUGGAAUCGUUUCA
Messenger RNA from Anopheles stephensi (Asian malaria mosquito), 12911 nucleotides. RefSeq lists its product as uncharacterized. The transcript is spliced from 13 exons. NCBI's taxonomy places the organism in Eukaryota, Metazoa, Arthropoda, Insecta, Diptera, Culicidae. The record is from RefSeq and is a predicted model, not a curated record. The coding region runs from base 1091 to 8266 and encodes 2391 amino acids.